GCCGAGGCCAGCAGCGGCCAGGCGACCGCGACCACCAAGAACGCCGCCGCCGCCGUCGAGCUCAUCCUCUUCAUGGCCGGGCCGCUCUUUCCUGCAUGCAACGACCUCUUUUGAAAUACAUCUUGGUUUCAGAUGGUGGCCAAUUCAUCGCAUUAUAUUGCCAUGCUGCAGGUCGAGACCUUCACAUCACACCCCGGCACAGAACCGUUUGCAUCAGAUUCUGACGUGACCUUCUGCUUGCUGCUGUUGCUCGUCGCAGCAGCACAAUCCGGUGGCACGUCAGGCUCGUUGAAUCGCCCAUCGCAUGGGCCGUUGUGCAGGCACAAUUUGGAAAGCAACAAUGCCCCUGCAGCCUCAGAUGAACAGGCAAUUUAUUAUGAUUCCUUGGUCAAAUGCUUGCUAGUUGUUGCAGCUGAUGGAGAUGGCUGUUCUAAUUUCCAGAUAGUUAUCAUUCCUGCUAUGCAUGCAUGCUAAGAGUAUUUUACACGAUCCCUUCAUCUAGUUGCUCCCAUUUUUUUAAUUGCGUAUGACGUCUUUAGCAGCUCUCCCCGUGCCGGCUGCUUGUGUUGACCAAAUAAUAUGGCAUUAUGCUUCUGAAUUAUGCAAUGGAUCUUUGCCACUAUCA
This is a messenger RNA of Panicum virgatum (switchgrass), 625 nucleotides long. RefSeq lists its product as uncharacterized. NCBI's taxonomy places the organism in Eukaryota, Viridiplantae, Streptophyta, Magnoliopsida, Poales, Poaceae. The record is from RefSeq and is a predicted model, not a curated record. Bases 133 to 474 code for a protein of 113 amino acids. The transcript is spliced from 5 exons.